Molecule: messenger RNA, 1230 nt
Organism: Letharia columbiana
Lineage: Eukaryota; Fungi; Ascomycota; Lecanoromycetes; Lecanorales; Parmeliaceae
Exons: 1
Coding region: 1-1230 (409 amino acids)
Biological process (GO): regulation of cyclin-dependent protein serine/threonine kinase activity
Cellular component (GO): cyclin-dependent protein kinase holoenzyme complex; nucleus
Molecular function (GO): protein kinase binding; cyclin-dependent protein serine/threonine kinase regulator activity
Source: RefSeq, a predicted model, not a curated record
AUGGCGGCUUUCACAUCCUCGCAGAACCGAAUGGCCCUGGAUCAUUUUGUUAUGAUGCCAGUAACAUCUGAGAUGGUUUCGUAUCUGGCACAGAAGGCGACCUCUGUCAUCCGUUGCGAGAAUCGGCGUGCUCAGACAGAGAAGACACUUCCUCCUACUCCACCUGCAACACCGCCUCACGAUGCAGAGCCAUUAUCACCCUUACAACCAUCCCUUCCGUCCUUGGAGGCAUUCAUUCAGUCUCUGGUGGACAGAUCCCGCGUUCAGGUCCCCACCCUCAUGUGCUCCCUAGUCUACCUCUCAAGGUUACAACAACGGUUACCUCCAGUCGCCAAAGGAAUGCGUUGCACCGUCCACCGCAUUUUCCUCGCCUCUCUCAUCCUCGCGGCCAAGAACUUGAACGACAGCUCCCCCAAGAAUAAACACUGGGCACGGUAUUCGUCGGUGAAAGGCUUCGAGGGCUUCGGCUUCUCCAUCACAGAAGUUAACCUCAUGGAAAAGCAGCUCCUCUUCCUCCUUGACUGGGAUUUGCGAAUCACAAAUGAGGAUCUCUUCACCCACUUUGAGCCCUUCCUCGCUCCCAUCCGCCUUCAACAGGAACAAGCCGAGCUCAAGCGCAGAAAACAUGCCCGCGAGCACGAGCUGCUCCAGCAACAACGAGCAUAUUACAGCAAACCCCAGUCAGGCCGUGCCUACGCUUCCACAACAGCUCUUCCUACACCUCCACCAUCAGUGGGCGUGUAUGCUUCGCCGACCGCUUACAGCUCCUCAUCCUACAUUUCCGACCUCGAGCGCUUCUCUUCAACAUCCACUACCUCCAUCUCUCAAUCGUCUAAUCUCCCAGCGCGCACACCGCGCCGCCCGAUCCGUCAAGCCCGCUCCAUCUCUCCUCCUGCAGCGGACAAUGUCCCAGCUCUUAGUCGUCCUGGCACAUCUACGGACAACUACAGCGUCUCCUCCCGUUCUGCUUCCUCUUCUCCACCUUCAACAACACAUGGAACGCCUGCUUCCACCAUAUCUUCAUACGUGGAUGACACUUACGUGCCAAUCAUUGGCAAGGAUGAUGGCUAUGGUGGGGAGUACAAGCUCAGGCCAAUGCUGGGGAAUCAUCAGCUGAGCAGCUACGGCGUAGAGGAGAAGCCUGCCAAGAAGAUGCGAACGGGGAUGAUGGGCGGAAGCAUCAUCUCACGCUUCUUGAACUCGACUCAGCCAUACCGAGUCCGGGUGUGA